AUGUCCGACCUCCCACCGAGAGGUCGGGGCGCGAGGCCCCCCGGGGCGGUUCCUAGGAGCUGUCGUGGGGGGGACUCGGGCUCCGCACCACCAGCAAUACCACCAUCGGUCGCUGGCUCAUCGUCCUUUGGCGGUGAUGCCUCGCCAAUCUCGCCAGACCCUACCUCGACUAGGGCCACUUACUCGACGGUCGUGCCAGCUCGAUCUCGCCACACAGCACCGUUGCCAGUGGUCCCAUCUCCGUUGUCCGCAGAUGAGUCUGACUCAGGGACGGCCCACCCCCAGGAGAUGGAGGUUGAGGGCACUCAGGGAGGGGAGGAGGUCUCGAGGGACCCCUCUGUCGACCUUCUUCUAGGCCCUCCUGCAGCCCGUGGGCCGCUCGACGAGGGUGUCGCUGGCAUAGGGGCCCCGCCCGACGUCCUCAUGCAGGCAUUGGACGACCUUGGUCGUCCGGCCUCCCCUCCUCACAUCCCCGCUUCCAGGAAGCGCCCGCCGCGCGUCACACCGGUGUCCCGCUAUGCCAGCGCUGCUGGAAGUGGGGCCAUCCCACCGUCACCUGCAAGGCGAAACAACUCUCCUGCCCUAUCUGGCAACGCGAAAGCGAAACCCCCUGUGCCGCCCACCCCUCGCGACCAGCCCUGCCCCCAUAAGGGCCGCUGCGUCAACUGCCACAAGGACCACGCCGCCAACUCGGCUUCGUGCAAGUUCUGGGCCCAUCGCUACGACCGUGAGUGGAUCAUGGCCGAGUAUCGUCAGUAG
Cyclocybe aegerita is the source of this 759-nucleotide messenger RNA. The record is from the annotation of a GenBank genome assembly. NCBI's taxonomy places the organism in Eukaryota, Fungi, Basidiomycota, Agaricomycetes, Agaricales, Hemipholiotaceae.